GAUGGCAAAUUUAAGAGAAUAUUCGAUAAACUAACGGACAAAAUGUGGCGCACAAACCAAUCAGUUGAUGCAGCAGCUGCUAUUGAGUUUAAGCAGUACCUGCACACCAACCGUGAACUCUGGGAGAAUGCUAGAGACCAUCAUGGAUGCACAGUGAUGCAUCAUGCUGUUCAGAAUGGGAAUUUAGCCUUGUUACAAACUCUUAUUGAUGCAGGAGUGAACCCCAAUGUAAAGGAGAGGUGUGGUGCUACAGCACUGACAUUGGCAGUCAUAAAAGGACAAGAAGAAAUGGUGAAACUGCUACUUGACAAUUUCGCUAUUUGCCAUACUGCAUACUUCUCUUCAGUGCCAGGACCAAAGCAGAUUGCAGAUAAGUUGGGAUUGGAUAGUAUUAGCACUCUAAUUCAAAGUUGUUUGGCUCAGGAGAACGAACAAGAUCUUGCAGUUUGGGAGAUGACCGAACUGUCAACAACAGAGCCUCGUGUUGUUGAUAACUUGCCUGGACCAGAUGAUGCAGACCCAGUGUAUUGCAGGCAUAUCAUGAAUUGGAAAACACUUGUUGUUGGUGAUCAGGGAACAAACAAGAUAAUCAGAAGGGUGAAGGAAAAAUCCUCUUCAGCUUAUGGAUGG
Molecule: messenger RNA, 630 nt
Organism: Porites evermanni
Lineage: Eukaryota; Metazoa; Cnidaria; Anthozoa; Scleractinia; Poritidae
Source: the annotation of a GenBank genome assembly